Aureobasidium pullulans EXF-150 is the source of this 304-nucleotide messenger RNA. RefSeq lists its product as uncharacterized. The record is from RefSeq and is a predicted model, not a curated record. Lineage: Eukaryota; Fungi; Ascomycota; Dothideomycetes; Dothideales; Saccotheciaceae. Bases 104 to 268 code for a protein of 54 amino acids. The transcript has a single exon.
AGCAGCAGACCAUCAAUGUCGAGACCAAGAACUAGAUCCCCUUUUCGAUCGAGCCAUUUUGACGCAAAAUAUGUGGUGUUCGGCGUAAACGAGAUAUAGAAAAAUGCUAGGACAAAAAGGAACGGGCUUCCUUCAUGUUAUUUUGAUUGUUUUCUUGUAUAACCUCAAUAUAUUCCCAUCCCGCGCUGUGCCUGUUUCCUUCCCUUCCCUAAUCUCCUAUAUCAUCUGCGUGUGCUAUCGAGUAGAUAGAGUAGCUGACCUUCGCUAGAACUGCCAUAAGAAUGCUAGCUCCGGCCUCUCGAUC